This is a messenger RNA of Penicillium paradoxum, 1362 nucleotides long. It is a transcript of the gene csn12, whose product is annotated as protein csn12. Gene Ontology annotation, cellular component: transcription export complex 2. Gene Ontology annotation, molecular function: RNA binding; double-stranded DNA binding. NCBI's taxonomy places the organism in Eukaryota, Fungi, Ascomycota, Eurotiomycetes, Eurotiales, Aspergillaceae. The transcript has 6 exons. Gene Ontology annotation, biological process: post-transcriptional tethering of RNA polymerase II gene DNA at nuclear periphery; transcription elongation by RNA polymerase II; poly(A)+ mRNA export from nucleus. The coding region runs from base 1 to 1362 and encodes 453 amino acids. The record is from RefSeq and is a predicted model, not a curated record.
AUGUGUUCUAUCGCGACCGCGUUCAAGGACGCCUACGUCAACGGGUCUGGCCCGGAUUUAGCCGCCGUGCUCACUCCGAUCGCGUCGCCCGAGAAUCCUAAUCGUCUACGCUCGUUUUACCAAUUCUCGAACGCCGAAUACAUCUCUAAAGAUCUGAGCUAUGCUCUCUUCCACGGCAAGAGUCUGAAACUGCCAAAGGCCGAGCAAACUGCCUGGGUCGACCUCUUUGUUGUUUACUGGGAAGCUAUAGGCGAAAUACUCCAAUGUGAAGAUCGCCAACCGGGUGCCAGCGUUGUCAAGGUUUUCAACGCCUGGAAAAAGGUUGCCAAUGCUCUCAUCAGGGGGUACUCAGGCUCUGCCUGCAUCCCAGCGUGGACACUGCCGUGUCUGUACACAGUUGGGAAGUACUUGCGUACCUUUGCGAUCAAUGCCGAUGUUGAAGUGUUGUCUCGAGGUUCUGGUGGAUUCGGACUCCAGGAAGAUAUCUCGGCUGAUGUUGAGAAGAAUGCGAACUUGGAAGAGGCUGCUCGGGUCAUCAAUCGGAUGUUUACUCUGUGUCUGAGCGAUAGAGCACCUCUUGAAGAAUCUCGCAAGUGGGGUAUCUACAAUAUGACCAACCUCCUAUUCAAGACAUAUUUCAAGCUCAAUUCCGUCGGCCUCACAAAAAACCUACUCCGUGCCAUCAAAGCCUCAUCGGCUGAUCUCCCUCCUCCCGAAGUUUUCCCCAAAUCCCAUAUUGUCACAUUCGAAUAUUACGUUGGAGUUAUCGACUUCUUGGAAGAAAAGUACAAAGAGGCCGAGGAGCACCUGACGUGGGCUUGGAAGAAUUGCCAUCGAGAUGCAGUCAAGAAUCGAGAAUUGAUUCUCACCUAUCUUAUUCCUUGCCACCUCGUGACUACACACACCCUUCCUAGCAAGAAACUUCUCGCGCCAUUCCCAAAACUCGAGGGCCUUUUCCGGUCUCUUUCAAACUGCAUUCGGAAGGGCGACUUGGUUGGAUUCGACCAAGCUAUGUCUGCCGGCGAGGAAGAGUUUGUCAAGAGACGUAUCUAUCUGCCGUUGGAACGUGGGCGUGACAUUGCUCUGCGCAACCUGUUCCGUAAAGUUUUCCUCGCCGGUGGCUUUGAUGAACCCAAAGAUGGUCAGGCUCCAAUUCGACGAACUCGUGUCCAUGUGAAUGAAUUUGCAGCCGCUCUUCGCAUGGGCUCUUCCGCCGAUCGAUCGCGCGUCGAUAUUGAUGAGGUGGAGUGUUUGCUUUCCAAUCUUAUUUACAAGGGACUUAUGAAAGGAUACAUUGCCCGUGAACGAGGCAUCGUCGUGUUGAGCAAGGGAGGUAGUGCUUUCCCAGGCACAGGAGUCUAA